AUGGCCGCCAUCUGGGAGAACAACGGGCAAGUGGGCCAGUUCCCACUGGAGCAAUGGUUCUACGAGAUGCCUCCCGUGACUCGAUGGUGGACCGUCGCCACCGUCGCAACCUCCGUACUGGUGCAGUGCCACGUCGUGACUGCAUACCAGCUCUUCUACAGCUUCCGCUCCGUGUACGCCAAAUCCCAGUACUGGCGACUGCUCACCACAUUCCUCUACUUUGGCCCCCUGAACCUCGACCUCUUAUUCCAUGUCUUCUUUCUACAGCGCUACUCGCGCCUCCUGGAGGAAUCCUCCGGCCGCUCCCCCGCACACUUCGCCUGGCUGCUCUUCUACGCCAUGUCCUCGCUGCUGCUGAUGUCGCCGUUCCUGUCGCUGCCCUUCUUGGGCACGUCGCUCUCCUCGAGUCUGGUGUACAUCUGGGCGAGGCGGAACCCGGAGACUCGGCUGAGCUUUUUGGGUCUGCUCGUCUUCACGGCGCCUUACUUACCCUGGGUGCUGAUGGGUUUCAGCCUCAUUGUCCAUGGCACCGUGCCGAAGGACGAGAUCUGUGGUGUCGUCGUUGGCCAUGUUUGGUACUUCUUCAAUGACGUCUAUCCAUCUCUGCAUGGAGGACACCGGCCUCUGGAUCCGCCGUUGUGGUGGCGCCGUCUGUUUGAGCGGGUGGAUGCCGGUACAGAUGCGACCAACAUGAACCGUGAGUUUGCGGCCGCAGCUGCCCCGGAGGUGCGAUGA
Penicillium lagena is the source of this 735-nucleotide messenger RNA. RefSeq names its product putative ER-associated proteolytic system protein Der1 (gene derA). Bases 1 to 735 code for a protein of 244 amino acids. The record is from RefSeq and is a predicted model, not a curated record. The transcript has a single exon. Gene Ontology annotation, cellular component: endoplasmic reticulum membrane; Hrd1p ubiquitin ligase ERAD-L complex. NCBI's taxonomy places the organism in Eukaryota, Fungi, Ascomycota, Eurotiomycetes, Eurotiales, Aspergillaceae. Gene Ontology annotation, molecular function: ubiquitin-specific protease binding; misfolded protein binding. Gene Ontology annotation, biological process: endoplasmic reticulum unfolded protein response.